CUUAAAGACUCAAAUGUGCUAACUUUUUUGGCUUUCUUUUCUUUUUCAUUUUUCCCUUAAUUAUUCACAUUGCUAUAUGAAUCUUUUCUUAUUCUGCUUCUUGUUGUUUGUUGGCUGUGUACCAUGUACUGUUUUCUUUGAAGUUCUCAACUUUGGUAGAUUAUGUAGGUUAAGUAGUUAUUAUGCUUAGAGGAUGUUAGACAACCUUCGAAGUUACUUUCUUAAAAAAAAUUAAGGAUAGGCACAUCCUUAUCAAAAGUUUCUUUUAAUGAGUGCAAACAUGAAUCUUCCAAACGACCUGGUAGUUGAGAUUUAUGUGUGUUUUUUUCGAUUUAAUUCCAUCUAACCUUGCUUCUUGGAGUGUGUUAGAAGCAUGGGGAGAGGACUUUACUUGCUUUCUUAGUGUCACUUUGGUUUUGCCCUAUCUUUCAAGCUCGUAAGCUACCACAAUUAAAAAUAAAUAAAUGAAGGAAGAAGUUAUUAGCAUUAGAAAGACGACAAAGGUAUUCCAGACCCAAAAUGAAAAUGUUGUAAGAAAAGAAAAUUAAGCUUUGAAAUGUAUAAAUAGUGAAGUGGGUGCAAUGUACUUACCAGAGAAAAUAUAGUACUAACCUUAGCAUUUACUUUAAUAACGAAGGGGCAAACUGAAGAUUUACUUAGGUAUAAUGUAAAUGAAAAUCCUCUCACUUAAAACAAGCUAAACUACCUGCGAGAAAGCUUUAUGCUUCAAACAUGUCAUUCUUUGAAAAGGUUCUUGAAGUUAUAUUUAAUUUGAGAUGAAAAUAUUAUUUCAUGUCCAUGAGACUGAUAUAACUGGGUCGCUUGUUAAAACGAUCAUUAGUACGCAAAUGUAUCACAUGUUUCAUCAUGACAGGAGUUUUUUCAUUCAAAUUCAUUUGAUCAAUUGAAUUGCUUGUGUCUCACUUCCCUUUUUUAUGUGAGUUUCAGGAGCGUUUGAUAAUCCUUACCUAGUUUUUCUCAACUUCUGUAUCUAUUACCUUCGUUGUUGCUUAGUACAUAGAUGUACUCUCUCUUUUGAUUUUCUUAUUCUCAUGUCCAGUAGAACUGGACACCCUUUUCUUCAUAGAUAUUAUGUCUAUCUUUGUUAUUUGAUUGUCACAAGAAGAGGACAGCAAGCUGUUUGCUAUGAUUAAAGUUUACCCUUGAAGACGGUACUUAUAAUAAUUGUUGAACCACGUCAUCCAAAAAACUAAGCUAUUAGAGAUGGAACAAAUUUAUUUAUUUAUAUUUUUUCUUCAACAUGCUCACUCAUGUGCAAACGGAUUCAUUAAUUUUCAUAAAAAACUUGACUUGGGUACAACUUUCAUAAAUGGGUGGUGGAGAGACUUGAAUUCAGAACAUUUGCUUUACCAUGUUGAAUCAACUCAUCUACAAGCUUAAGUUAUUGGAGACGGGACAAAUUUGUUCGUUUGAGUGUCUGUCUUCAAGAAUAUUAUAUUAUCCAUCUUAUGAGUUAUUGCUGAUUCUUAGAGGGUUGGAGGAAGUGGAACUAUGGCAGGAGUUAUACAGAAGUUCCUCAUUGCGUCCAUGUUUAUGUGCACAGUUCCUAUUGCAAUUUUGUAUGGGUUUAACCAUAAAUUGUUUCCUGGUACUGUUCAGUUGUCUCCCCAUUCUGUGACAUUGUUGAGUGGAUUCCUUGCAGUCAUUUCAGUCAAUGUCGUCAUAGCAUUCUACAUUUACAUGGCAAUGAAAGAGCCCUCGAGUAAACACGAGCGGGAUCUUAAAUUCGUUGCCGAUGCCAAGGCUAGCAUAAAGCACUCUGGACUGAAUGAAGCCGACUCGCCAUCCAACCGUGGGAAACAAGAAUAGGUGAUGUCAACUAAGACUAGAAAGUUGAAAUUUUGUUGAGAAAAUUGCCAAUGAGGACCAAGCUGGAGAAAGAAUUAAAAAAAUCCUCUACUAGUGACCUUAGUAUAAGAGAAACCAAAAGAUGAGCUUUGAGAUUAUCCAUAUUGUGCUUCCUGACCUUGCCUUUCGUUCUUAAGUUGUUCUUGAAUCGUGAUUAUGCCCUUGUUUGAUACCCAUUUUUCCCAAACUACAUUUCUCUCUC
Olea europaea var. sylvestris is the source of this 2071-nucleotide messenger RNA. RefSeq lists its product as uncharacterized. Lineage: Eukaryota; Viridiplantae; Streptophyta; Magnoliopsida; Lamiales; Oleaceae. Gene Ontology annotation, cellular component: endoplasmic reticulum membrane. The transcript is spliced from 3 exons. The coding region runs from base 1513 to 1830 and encodes 105 amino acids. Gene Ontology annotation, biological process: vacuolar proton-transporting V-type ATPase complex assembly. The record is from RefSeq and is a predicted model, not a curated record.